AGUACUCACGUCUGCUGGUUUGCAUGUCAUGCAGCUUCAGCUCUGCAGCUAAGAGGCAGGAAAUCAGAUCUUUCAAUAGUUUCCCAAGAAAGAAGAGAAGUAGCUGGAAUGACGGACGGGGAGGCAGCUACUUCUGUAGAGCAUGGACACACAGUUAACAACUCCUGUGUCAAUCUGAUGUGCUACAAGGUCCUGAGUGUUGAAGAGAGGAAAGCCAUCGGCGCAAUCUGUUUCCUGGCGGGCCCUGUCACACUACUGGAAAAUGUUCUUGUGCUGGGGGUGAUUGCUAGCACAGCCACCUUGCGAAAGCGGCCAUCCUAUCUGUUUAUUGGCAGCCUUGCUCUGGCUGAUGUCUUUGCCAGUUGUUUCUUCACCAUAAGUUUCUUACACUUUCACCUCUUUAAUCUCAAAGAUGGCCCAGACGCCUACCUCUUCAAGCUAGGUGGUGUCACCAUGGCCUUCUCUGGUUCAGUGGGAAGUUUACUGCUGACUGCUCUGGACCGCUACCUCUGCAUCUACCAGGCCUCGACUUACAAGGUGUUGCUGACACGGCGCAGAGCCCUGCUGAGCCUUCUGAUUCUCUGGAGUACAAUCAUCUUCCUCUCCUUCUUACCUCUAAUGGGCUGGAGGUGUUCCACAGGUCUUACUCCACCUUGCUCAAACUUGUUUCCAUACAUCAAUAAGCACUAUCAAGCUUUCUGGACCAGCUUCAUCCUUGUGAUUCUGGUUCUGAUUUUGGGGGCUUAUGCUCUCAUCCUGUGGAAGGCCCACCGCCAUGAGUCCUCAAUGACCAGCUUCCAGGGAGCAGCAGGAAAAGGUCAAGCUCGCAUGAGGAUGGAUAUCCGGUUGGCUCGCACCUUUGGCCUGAUUCUGCUCAUACUAGUGGGCUGUUGGGUUCCUGUGCUUUCUUUCAUGCUAGUAGAUGUCUCCGUGAUCCUGACCCAUGACCAACAGCGGGCCUUUGCUUUCUGCAGCACCCUCUGUCUGGUCAACUCUUCAGUCAACCCACUGCUGUACGCCCUGCGCUGUCGAGAACUAAGAAUUGCUCUUUUGCGGAUGCUGCAAAAGCUGUGUUGCAAGGAAAGGUGUAAAAAACUCACAGAAGACUCAAGCCAUGGACUGCCCUCUGCAGAAGACAACUGUACUGCUUUAUCUGAGGAUGAGAUGCCCAAGGCCAGAACCACCAGACCUGACUCCAUUUCAGAAAUGGUGUACAGUCACCAGUUGACCAUGAGAAAGUGAAGGAAGCUGAACGUUAAAAUAAAAGAGAAGCAAUACAGUUCGUGAAACACUUGUUUUCACGACAGCUAUUAGCUAGUGAUCAACACCAUCACUGUAGAUCAGGAUAAAAUCUGUCUAUACAAGGAAAUGUCACUUACUGUUUGUUUUUUUUUUAUUGUAAUUGCAAAUAAGCUUGUAAAUAAGUAAACAACACAUGAUAACAGUACUUGUCAAAACAAAACACAAACCCUGGGAAUUACAAUGUGACCAUUACACAUUACUUUAAUUAUAAGAGAUUACAAAGUAUGUUGUUAACCAUUAAUCCGUAAUGUUAUUACCAGUUAAUAUGCUUAAAAUAGAAAAUGAUAGUUACACAGAGGACACACGAAGCUUUUUUCAGCAUUUUGCAAUAACUGCACCCAAAAGAUUUAAAUGGAAAUAAAUAC
Molecule: messenger RNA, 1667 nt
Organism: Pelmatolapia mariae (spotted tilapia)
Lineage: Eukaryota; Metazoa; Chordata; Actinopteri; Cichliformes; Cichlidae
Gene: cnr2
Product: cannabinoid receptor 2
Exons: 3
Coding region: 109-1242 (377 amino acids)
Biological process (GO): regulation of metabolic process; adenylate cyclase-activating G protein-coupled receptor signaling pathway
Cellular component (GO): cytoplasm; plasma membrane
Molecular function (GO): cannabinoid receptor activity
Source: RefSeq, a predicted model, not a curated record